Molecule: messenger RNA, 597 nt
Organism: Exserohilum turcica Et28A
Lineage: Eukaryota; Fungi; Ascomycota; Dothideomycetes; Pleosporales; Pleosporaceae
Exons: 3
Coding region: 1-597 (198 amino acids)
Biological process (GO): protein transport; vesicle-mediated transport
Cellular component (GO): intracellular membrane-bounded organelle
Source: RefSeq, a predicted model, not a curated record
AUGAUCAACGCCGUGCUGGUCUUCAACAAUGCAGGACAGUCGCGGCUGACCAAGUUCUACACCCAGCUGGAAACCAGCGUCCAGCAACGCCUCAUCUCGGAGAUCUUCACCCUCGUCGCCAACCGUCCCAACUCGGCAUGCAACUUUCUCCCCCUUCCGCCUCUCCUCGCCAGCAGCUCCAAAUCCUCGGCGCCCACGACGCCGCACAAUGACACUCCCUCUCUCGUGACGUACCGCCACUAUGCGACCCUCUACUUCAUCGUCAUAUCGACCUCGACCGAGUCGCCUCUUGCCCUUUUGGAUCUCAUCCAAGUCUUCGUGCAGGCGCUCGACGGCCUGUUUGAGAACGUAUGCGAACUGGACCUCAUCUUCAACUUCGAGACGCUGCACGCGACACUGGGCGAGAUGAUUGUGGGCGGUGUGGUGGUCGAGACACAGCUGGACAAGGUGAUCCAGGGCGUCAAGGCACAGGGCCGAGUGGCCAAACGACCCGUGAACGAGGGAAAGAACCUGGGCGGCGGUGGAGGCGGUGGGGUCAUGGGCGGGCUCACAUUCGGUGGCUUGGGGAGAGGAGAUGGCAUUUGGGCCGGACGGUGA